CUGUGGGAGGGCGUGUGCAUUAGGCUAUAACUACACCAGUCCACUGAGACACACUGCUUUUGACUAAGAUGAAACAUGAACAGGAGAACCUGUGACUGAUUCCGAGUUAAAAAUGGAUUCUUCCCAGGAAGCAGACCCUUCAGCUGAACAGGGUGCUCAAAAUAAUCCUGCUGAAGAGAGAACAGGUCCUUUGGGGAAUGCUGUCACGCUUCCUCAGAGCAUUUCUCAAAGUGAAUUAAAAGACAAUCUACCUGAGAAGGAUGUUCCACAGGGGCCCUCCCAGUCUUCUCAAACAGAGGAUGAACGUGAGGGUUGGUGCGACCUUACAAAGGAAGGGUCAGAAAUUGCACGAUACAGGUCACAUCCACACAGUUGGACUGGAGAUAACAACGAAAACCUGAUUUGUGUGAAAUUUUAUGCUGCUCUUCAGAAGGAUAUUGAUACUAAACAUGAUAAGAUGUAUCUUGUUAUCUACCCAAACAAAAUAAACGUAGAGAUGACUCCAAUAAGGUCUGAUGAAGCUGGUUCGAUGUUCACAUGUGACCACUUUCUCUACAAGACUGAAGUUAAUGAGCUCGGUUACACAUAUUGUCUCGCUGAUAAACAUGAAACCCUUCAAGGUUUCGAAUACAGGAGACUGUUCAGAGACAUCUCUGAGGAUGAUAAAGUCUUUCACCAGUUUGAUGACAUAUGCAUGGAAACAGGAACAUUGUUCUGGAAGAAGAAAACCACAGUGAGGGAAAUACGACCCAAAUUCCUUCAAGCAAUGUUAACACAGCUGAUGAAUUGCACAAAUGAGGAUUUAUCAACAAUGCAAACUACAGCUGCAUUUUUUAUGGAUUGUGUUCAAAUAAGACAUGUUAUUGACCAUGAAAUGCUCUCUGAGAAAAUAUUAACAUCAUGGGACAAAGUAAAGGGAAAACUGGAUGAAGCAUUUCACUGUGCAGUUAUGGAGUCAAAAGAAACCUCUCCAGUUCAAUAUGUCCUCGCUGCAGCAGUUCUUACUGAGCUUUUUCAUAUUAAGCUUGCAAAAGGUUCAAUUGAAAAGCUGUCUGAAAUUGUCAAACAAAAUGGCAUGCUAGAUGGCACUCUGGCAAGUCUCGAAGACUCAGUGAGAUGGGUCAUUUCUAAAGCUGUGCGUUAUGUGUACAAUCUGGCCUGCAAAAUGUCACCAAAAGCAGCACUUUGGUUUAUGGCACUGUUUUAUGCAGUGUCUCCAGAACGUGUUGCUCCAUUAGCAUAUAACUAUAUGUUACAGAAGUCUGCACACAGGAACUUGUCUGAAAUGGUCGAGACACACUGUAUGGUGAUAAAGAGAUGCAAAGCAUUCAGAGAUGCAGUACUAGACAUGUGUAAUGCAGGAGAUGGACGCCACCUCUUGAAACUCAACAUUACUCCAGAUGAAUUGUUGUCACAGCUGAUAAAAUGGCAGACCUGCAACAGUUUCCAUACACUGCAUCAGAAUGUGAAAAUUGCUGCUUCGCAAAUUAAGGAUUGGCUAAAAGGAAGCCAAGAACGAUCAACUUCAGAAACCUUGAAGAUGGAUGUAGACUCCUGCCUGCAGAAAACACUGAACAUACUUCAAUAUUCUUUGAAAGAUACAAACUGGAUAGAACACUGGGAUAAUGUCUUGUCAGCACUGCAGCUUCUGAAUGCAUUCACUGACUAUUCUGUCCAUCAUUCAGAUGAUAUGGGUUUGAACAGAGAUGAUUACAGAUCUACUUUUUCUCAUCUAACAAAGAUGAUGUCUGCCUGCAUCACACAACACCAGAAAGGAAACAAGACAUUGGACCUUAAACAUUGGAGUGAAGUGUUCAAUCUUCGAUUGCCAAAUAUUUGGCAAAAAGUCUGGGAGGAUAUUCUAAAGAGGCACUUCAGAGAACAUCUGCAAAAGAAAAAGAUAAUUGACAUGGUGGAAUACUACUGCUGUAAUUCUGGUGUUUGUCCAGCAAUGGAGGACUGCAUGUUGACUUGUGCCAAAGAUGCAAUUAACAGACAGACAAAUGAGAGCAAUCAGAAAGGAUGCCAGUCUACUUGGAGGGAUCUCCUAAACAUAAUAGUAACGUCUACUAAACCUGGAACACUGUCCUUCAUUAUCGAAAGCAAACUGCGUGACCUAGAGUGGAGCCAGAAGGACUUUCUUUACCUUCUAUUUGAUGAACAGCUGAGAGAUGUUUUUUGGACAAUGAAGAAAAAGCACAUGGACAAAAUCUGCAUGGCACAUCUCCCAACAAAACAGCUAAUACAAAGAGCUCACAAUCUAAUGGAUCAACUGAUUGAGGAAAUGAUGAACAAGUCAUUACCAUGCAAACUAUUGAAAGGAAUCAUUGACAGGAAACAACAUGUCAACAGUUACUUACUAGGGAAAAACGAGGGCACAUUUUGGAAGACAAUAAAAGAAGCAGAGGAGGAUUUCAAAAAAUUUGAAAGCCGGAGAAACAAAGUAAAGGUACUCAAUGACCUUAACCAAGGCAUGCCAGUUGAUGUAAAACAACUUGAGACAACUUUGUCAAUCGAGCUGGACAAGGAGGAACGUUCACAGAAAACUAUCAUGGACAUGGUGCUCAGCGAAGAACCUGGAAGUGACACAUAUUUUCUCAAUAUUCAGGCAUUUGAAAAGAUUGAUUUUCUGUCUAAAAGCAUUUAUUUCAAAGAUCUCUGGCGAGAAACAGCCAAACAAGCCAAGAACACUGAGUAUAAAGAUAUUACAUUAAUUCCACUGGAUCAAGUCUAUGAUAAAGUUUACAAACCAGCAUUUGAAGAAUUUAGAAACUCGUACAAGGCCUUGAAGGACCUCUCGAUGAGUCUGCAGGACUUGGAGAGUAAACUGGGCAAAUUUUUAGAGAGCAUGUCUAAAGAACUGAAAAUAAUGGUGAAUGUGUUCAGUGAAGAUAAACAGGAAUGGACUCUGAAGACAGCUGUACACAUUCAACGUUACAGAGAUCUUCAGUCUGCAAAAGAAAAUGCAGAAGUGAUCAUUGAAUUAAAAAAUGACCUUGGUCUAUGUGGAGACUUUGGUGGCAUUGAUAACUUCAAGCAUAUGGACUGUAAGUGCUUGAGUGACCUGACUGAAAAUGUGUCCAUAGUUGGAAAAAAACUGAAGGGCAUUCCAGAAAAAACAGUUAGAUUUCUAAGAGAAUUUAAUAAAUGCAUCAGAAAAGGAUUCAUCUCAUGGAUUAAAGAAAUCAUAAAAGACACUGGAGAGCUAACUGCAUUUGUGGAGCUGGCCUCUAUCUCUGCUGGAGAAAAUAUCAUGGACAUUGACAAAGUGUGCAAUUUCAGAGAUGCCAUAUCUGCUGCUGCACCAGUAAUAUAUCACCUCUCCGAACAAUCUGGAAUUGAAGAGCUCCUUCAAGCUAUCAAUAAGCUUGGGCGUGCUUUAGAAAGUGACAGAAAACUGGAAGAGAAGCUGAAAGCCUCCUGUGACAACAUGGAGUGGCUCAGAAUUGCCUAUGAGACUCAUGGUUCUGUUGAGAGGUCGUCUUUGCACCAGGCCAAAGAUAUAAAUGAAAGUGGGAUUUACAUAAUUAAAAGUCCAUCUGAAGCUCAAUCAAGGAUUAAUUUGGAAAAUUGCAUCACAUUAAGAUGCAAGGAAAUAUUGUCUGAUGGACAAGAUGUGGGAUACAGAACAUACAGGCUUGCUGAACUUCAAGAACUGCUAAACAAACUGAUGCUGAUUACUGUCAGUGUAAAAAACCGAGAAGAUGAAAUCACAACCUACAUUGAGGUUUUGGAGCAGAUUAUAAAUGUGGGAAAGUGCUUCCUUGACCUCAGUGAUGCUGGACAUAUUCUGUUUCAAGGCUGGGAGAUGAGAGCCUACUGCCAACAAACACGUGAUAUUAAAAUUUGGGUGACGUUUGGUAUUACAAAAGUAGAGAUUAAAGGUUACAGACCGUUGCUUGAGGAGUUGAAAGGACUGUGUGAAAGUAUGAGAGGUUGUCUCUCGGAAUGGUUAAAGUACACAGAGCAGAAAAGGAACAUGUACUACUACUUAAAUUACUUCACAGCAAAACAGCUAGUCUCUCUAUGUUGCUCUGUGGCUGAAUCUCGGAAUGAGGGGAAGAACAUAAACACUGGUCUUCUUAACAUGUUAUCUAUCAUAAAAGAUAACGUUGAAGGAAAUGAUGUGCAAAAUGCACUCACCAAAGCACUCGAAACCCCAGUGGAAAGUGGUGGAUCACAAGCAUCGCUCGAGCUCAAGAAGUUCCUCAAUGAUUAUCCAGACAUGAUAGAAUAUUUUCGUGAUGCAGGAAUUACAGAGGAACAGACCAAAGCAGCAAUAAUGUUUUGUGAACAAGAUGAGGAAGUAGUAGGAGGUUUUAGUGGCUCAGAGACUAUAGAGGAGUACCGAAACACUGUGAUGCAAUGUAUUGAUGAUCAUCAAGAUGAUGAAGAAUGGGUCCAGGAAUGGUGUGAGAAAUAUGAGGCAAGACGAGAUAGUGUCCUUAAAAAUAAAAUGAAAUUCAAAGGUGGACUCACAUCAGAAGAAGUGUCUUUUUCAAUGACAGAGGAGCAGAUUGCAGCAGCAUUUGCCAACUUGGAAAAUUCUGAUGAGAAGAUUGUAAUGCUUUGGCAGACAUACCACAGCAAACUCUCAGGACUCGUAUCAGACAAGUUUGUAGACUUAGAUGUUCUUGGGGAAACCAUGAACCAUCUUGCCAAAUCUGCAGAAGUGACUGUGAAACGAAAACUGCCAAUCAUUUUGGAAGGGGGCAAACCCAACCUGAUUUCCUGUAAAGAUGUUGAGAUGCUUCCAUUGUGCCUAUCUCUGUACAAUGAUAAAGAGCAACCAUUGCCAACCUAUGAUGAAAUUCUGGUCUGUACCUCUGAGACGACUGCAGAAGAGGUGGAGCUGAUUAUCAGGAGAGCUGUACAGCCUGGCAGCCCACAUGAGAAGAUCUACUGCUUACUGAAUGCAGACAAACUGAAUCAUGAUGUGUCCCGAAAAUUCGAGUCCAUUUUCUACAAAAAAACACAAGAUGCACAUGUCCAGGGAGGCAUGUAUAAGAGCGAUUACCAAUUAUUAAUUUUCUGUGACUCAAAGGCACAUCACAGUUAUGUUGCCACUGCUUUUGACAUGUUUAAGAGGACAGUUUCCGAGAAUUCAAAUCGAAAUGAGGAAAUUAAACAAUACCUCCUACACAAGCACCAAACAUCCUCAGAGGUUAAAACUGGGUUUACAGAAUUGAACCAACUCGACCAGUUUCAGAUGAAAACCAAAGUCAUUUUCUCAGAGCAUGCUGGCAUGGGAAAAUCCCUGUAUGUGAAAAAUCUUGUGAAAGUGUCUGAAGAAAAACUUAAAAGUGCAGGAUUUACUUAUAAAACAAUACGGAUAAACCAGUCACAGCUGAGGACUGAAGAUAUUGUCUCCCAGCUACAGCAGUUUGAGGACAAACCCAUGGACAAAGUCCCGAGAAUAUUUCACUUUGACAUUCCUCCUGUGGUGACAAAAGGACUGUAUACCUUUCUGCUGCAGCUGUUUGUGCUGAGAUGUUUCCAGAGCCCUGAUGGUAUCAUAUGGAGGUGCAAUGACUCCCACAUUUACUUGGUGGAAUACACAAAAAGAAAGCACAGGGAAUGUGACCGGCACAGCUCUGAGAUAUCAUCUCAAGUAGAAGACUCAUUUUUGGAAAUGUUGCCAACUGUUAAGUGUCUUUCACCUGAGGAAACCCUGAGACACCUAGAGCAGAAAGGAUCAUGCGAUAAAGACUACCAGCUAAUGGACGAUGCAGAGUUUCGUAGUGAAGCCUUUCAGCGCACUUACCAGUACUUUAAAAUCUACAGACUACAACAAGACAAACUUGAGAGUUUCACUUUCAGUCCCAAAUCUGUUGAAGAUUCGCCAAAGGAAUGGCUGGAGUGUGUUUUGCAGUUCUGUGACAUUAAAAACCCGUCUUGGGGAGAAUUGAGGAAUUUCACACACUUUCUAAACAGCCAGCUGAAGAAAUGCGAACACUCUUUUUUUUGUAGCGCAGCCUUAAAAGAUGACCUGACAGGCUUUAAAAAAUUUGUUGUGAAAUUCAUGAUGACAAUGUCCAAGGAUUUUUCCAUGAGGUCCCUAAAGACGUCUGAUGACAGUAACAAGAAAGGGGAAGAUGCAGCAGCAGAAGACGCAGCUCUCGGAGAAUUUCAGCUCAGACGACGAUGGGAACAACAGGCACAUCCUUACAUCUUGUUCAAUGCGGAUAAUCAAUCCAUGACAUUUUUGGGAUUCCACAUUCACAAUUUAGAUGCAGUUGAUGCACGCACUAAGGUGGUAGUGGAAAAGCAAAUUAUUGAUAAGAGACUUUUUAACCAAUUAAAGGCUCAAAGAGUGCCAUUUAACAUUGACUUUGAGCAAAUGCCCCGUGCCGAACAGCUUGAUAUUAUAGGCAGAGUUCUAGGUGUCAGUACCGUGGAGGAUCCAGAUGAUACAUAUCAGUUGACAUUAGAUAAUGUGAUGAAAAUCCUUGCGAUUCACCUUCGAUUUGAGUCGGACAUUCCUGUGAUCAUCAUGGGAGAAACAGGAUGUGGAAAGACCCGGCUGGUUCAGUUCAUGUGCGACCUGCUGAGAUCAGAGACACACACAAAAAAGCAGAGACAAAACCUGAUUGUGGUGCGGGUGCACGGAGGUACAUCCUCCAGUGUCAUUUACAAGAAAGUGAUGAAGGCAAUUGAGAUUUCAAAAGAGAAUGAAGUCUAUAAUUUGGAUACAGUGCUGUUUUUUGAUGAAGCUAAUACAACAGAGGCUGUUAAUGCAAUCAAGGAGGUGAUCUGUGACAAGUCUGUCAAUGGAGAACCGAUUGAUGCACCUCGCCUUAAGUUCAUUGCAGCAUGUAAUCCCUACAGGAAGCACUCAAAGGAGGCCAUAGAGCAACUGGAACGAGCUGGAUUGGGAUACAGAGUCAGGAGUGAGAAUACAGAGGAGAAACUUGGGCAGAUACCAAUGCGACAGCUGGUCUACAGAGUUCAGCCAUUACCACCUAGUCUUACUCCUCUGGUGUGGGACUUUGGAAAGUUAAAUGAGCACACACAGGAGCUCUAUAUAACACAGAUGGUCAAGAAUUUCUUUCAAAAAGAAAAACUGCCCAAUGCUGGACAUCAGGCUUUAUUUACGAAGGUAAUCUCUGCCUCUCAGAAGCAUAUGCUAGAGUUAACUGAUGAAUGCCGGAUGGUCAGUCUCAGAGACAUAGAGCGGUGCAUGAAAACAGUCAUUUGGUUUUAUCAACAAAGGGACACAUUAUUUCAGGAAAUUGACAAAAUUAGAGGAAACAAAGGAAGCAUCGAUGAUCUGGUUCGGUCUCUUAUUCUUGCAAUCGGAGUCUGCUACUUGGCUUCACUGGAGAAUCGAAAUGAAUACUUAAAACAAGUUUCAAAAGCUUUCUCUGUUGAAGUGACAGACAUUGACAUUGACAUUCAGAGAGAGAUUGAGCUUUGCGAAGAAGCAUUCAUCUCAAAUGUUGACUGUCCAGCUUCAGUGGCAAAGAAUAAAGCUCUGAAAGAAAAUGUAUUCAUGAUGGUUGUGUGCAUGAACUUAAGAAUCCCACUGUUUCUGGUUGGAAAACCUGGAAGUUCAAAAUCUUUGUCCAAGACAAUUGCUGCUCACGCAAUGCAAGGCAAGGCUUCCCCAAGGGAUCUUUUUAAAGGAUAUAAGCAGGCCCAGCUGGCCUCAUUCCAGUGCAGCCCACACUCAUCUCCUGAUGGGAUAAUCUCUAUAUUCAGGCAAUGUGCACAGUUCCAGAAAAAGAAAAAUUUGAAAGAAUACGUUGCUGUUGUGGUCCUUGAUGAAAUUGGAUUAGCAGAAGACUCUCCAAAAAUGCCACUGAAAACAUUACACCCCCUACUGGAAUAUGGAUGUGUUGAUGAUGAAAGUCCUGAUGAGUUCAAGAAAGUUGGAUUUAUUGGAAUUUCUAACUGGUCAUUGGAUCCAGCAAAGAUGAACCGUGGCAUUUUGGUUCUGAGAACAUCUCCCGUGACAGAGGAGCUGGAAAACACAGCUCGUGACAUUUGUUCAAGUGAUAAGGAAUCAGUCAGCACAGAGAUUAGGUGUUUGAUUCCCAAGCUUACUGAGUUCUACUUAAGAGUGCUCGAUGAACAGAAAAGUGAAUUCUUUGGACUCAGAGAUUUUUACAGUCUUAUAAAGUUGAUUAUGUCCUAUGCCAUAGAAGCAAAUGGCAGGCCAUCAGAUGAAGAGCUAACCAGGGCUGUGCAAAGGAAUUUUGGUGGUUUGGAUUCUGUAAAUGUUCUGGAAAUAUUUUGUGAUAUUUAUAAAGAGAGAACAAACAAAUGUGACACAGUCUCACUGCUUAGAGAAAGCCUGGAUGUAGGAACUUCAGGGUUUACUUCCAGGUACCUUCUACUGCCAACAAUCAAUCAUGCUGCUCUUCAGAUUUUGAAAUCCCAGAACAUAAUUAAUGAAAGCAAUGUUGAAAUCAUCUUUGGAUCAGGAUUCCCACACGAUGAAGAAUACUCCCAGGUUUGCCGUACAGUAAACAGAAUAAAGACAUGCAUGGAGACAGGAAGGUCAGUUGUCCUGCUCAAUAUUCAGAGCCUUUAUGAGAGUCUCUAUGAUGCUCUGAAUCAGUGCUAUGUAAAAUUAGGCGGGAGUUACUAUGUUGACCUGGGGCUAGGAUCUCACAGAGUUAAAUGCAGAGUCAAAGAUGAAUUUCGACUGAUUGUCAUUGAAGAGAAAAGCACGGUGUAUGAGCAGUUCCCUACACCACUGCUAAAUCGACUGGAAAAACACUGCUUGGAGAUUAGUAAUAUUCUCCCUGAACAUGCUCAAGAGAUGCAGGCUGAAUUGGAGAAAUGGCUAAACUUAUUUGUGACACAGGAUUCAACUGAAAGCGAUGAGGACAGCACCACCAAGAAAAAAUAUGACACUAUAGUUGGCUACACAGAAGAUACAUGUGCGUCUAUACUUUUACAGUGCUGCCCACAAAUAUUGUCCCUGGAACUGGAUCAUGAUGAGAGAGAGGAAGUUCUUGAAUUGGCCCAGGAAAUGCUUCUGCAGUGUGCAACUCCAGAUUCAGUUCUGAGAGCCACAAAAUACAUGGAAAAAAAGUCUGAGAUGUUUCUAGAGGUGUAUUUUGCAAAGCAGCCACAUGGCAGCUUAAUAGAGGCUUUAAAAAAAUACAGAGAGGCUGAAACCAAUGGAAUUUGUCUUGAGGUAUCAACAUAUUCUCGACUGCUCAAUAAAAGAGAUGUGGAAAAAAUCACUAAGGAGCUUGACAUUACAGAGAGCGAUUCCUGUCUCUUAUUACUGAACGAGUUUUACACAGAGCAGUCAUUCUCUCAAACAGUGAGUGAAUUUCUUGGCAUUGACACAGGAGCACGCAAACUCCUGCUACUGCAGUCUUACUUUGAUGAUCCAAAACAAAGUCGGAGACUUCUCUUCUGUGUGAGACACAGCAUUGCACGGAUCAAAAGUUCAGUCUCAGGUGGAGCUGCCUUUGACGUUGUGCUUCUUACAAGGCUGCCCCGGAUUUCAGGAGGCUGUGGAUUUAUUGCCACAUUUGGAGAUGGCUGGGUUUCACUACACAUGGAUGAACUAGUUGCAACUCCGGGAUUUCCCGGCGACAUUUAUGAGCUACAGCGCGUGACUGUCUCAGAAUGUCUCGCAAAACGUUCCUACUCUGCUACAGAGGAUCCUGACACGGUAAGCCCUAAACCCCCAUUUUCUGAAAAACAGGAUGUCUUGGUUGACACGCACUUGUUAAUGAAGAAGUCUUUACAGAAGGGUAUUUUGCAGAUGCGUGACAAAGUGGAUAACACUCAGAGAGCAACAAAACGUGUAGAAAUUCUCCAUGGGCUGCUGCAAAACAAAUACACUGUGUCUGAUGCUUUCAUUAAAUCACUGGAAAGGAGAAUAGUCAGCUUUCUUUCAGAGCAGGAGAAAUUGAGGGGAAAAGAGAACUGGGUUGUUGCUCAGGCGCUUUCUGAUCGCUUUGUUGCUGAAGGCAGCUCAUUUAGGCAUGUGCUGUGGAUUCAUCUGGAGGACAGGAUAGCCUCAGCCCUAGCCCACAUUCUGGCAGUCAUUGAUGGAGACAAUAACCUGGAUAAUCUGAUCAGUGAUCAACCAUCUGAAAAGGCUGACUUCUGGUUGAAUGUAUUUCAAGAGGAUCAAUGGGAUCUGUUGCACAUUCCAGUCACUACCAAUCAAGGCCAGGUAUCUGUCUUGUCAACGAGUGGAGACCAGACUAAGUCAUGGACAUGUCAUUUCCCAUUUAUCUGGGCUUUACAAGAGAAAUUUGAGCAGAUCUGGUCAUGUGUCAUCAAUCUGAAAGGACCAUCUGUUAAGCCUACUAAGGAGUACUUGGAGAUGUUUGAAGAACUGAUACCACUUCCCUGGAUUAAAAGCAUCACAAAAGGCCAUGAACUGUUUGCCGUGUUUUCUGAAGAUCUUGUAAACAUCUCAAUGCCAUCGUAUCCACAUGACCUAAAUAAGUCUUUUUCAGAAACACUUACUAGACUCACACCACGUCUUUAUCAUAAUUUAACGGGAAAUGAUCCUGACUGUGUCCCUCUGCCCUGGCUGUAUGUAGUUAAUAAAUACAUGCACGACAACCAUCAACUUUUCUACAGUUUGGUUUUCCAAAACAAAGAUGUGGUCACUGCAGGGGAAGCAACUGAGGCCCUCAGCCAGGUACUUCAUGGCCUUCACCCGAAAGAAAGUGAGCUGAAAGACUUACCCAGCUGCCAGGAGUGGCUAAAGAAAGUGAAGUCCCUGUCUGAGACUGUUGACUUGAUCCUUUCAGAGGACUCUCUGGUGACUCUUUAUGCUGAAAAUGCAGAAAUGCUAAUCACAAAAAUCAGACUACUCUGGAAAAGUACCUGGAUAAUCUAUCUACUGAUGGAUCACCUCCUAGAAAACGAAAUGGAAAAAAAACUGCUGACCUUUCUCGUGAGAAAUCUAUUGUUUACAUGGAAGAAACUAAACUCAGAAGAAGGGAAGCAGAUGGAGUUUGUGAUCGAUAAUGUCACAGGGACUCUGACUAAAUGUAGCAAGAAUGCUUGUAAUGUGUUCAAAGUCAUGUGUGGCUACUGUGAUAAGGACUUCACAGAGGACGACACAGCUGAGGUUGAAUGUGGACACAUGUUUCACAUAUCUUGUUUAAAGGCGCACAAUGACACGCAGUGUAGGACAUGCAAAAAACAGAUCAAACAAAAUUACAAGCCUUGUGGAGUUGUGGCCAAAGAAACCUUUCUCAAAGUGAACAGAUUCAGAAGAAAGUGCAAUUCGUUCUUUGUGGAGUUCAUGUGGAAUUUUGUCAAAAGCAAAGAGGAACUGACUGACAGCGUACUGAACAAACUCAUGGACUAUGUAAGAUGUAGCCCAUCUCCAGAAGCUACAAGUGAGAGGUCCACAUUACUGCAGUACAUGAACCCAGACCCGGCUGUCCAGUCUCUCAUACUCAAGAUCCUACUCAGAUGCGGAAUGGAGGAAACAGCUCCUCAGCUUCAGAGGUUCAUUGAAGAGGCUGUGAAAUCAAACGAGAGGAAUGCUGAUGAAAUCUACUUCAUGGUGGUGCGCAGCAUCGAGGAUCACAUCCACUUCUCCAAUCAAGGCCAUCUCAUCAACAAGGCCAUCAAAUGUUUUGAUACCUGUGAGUUCAACGAGUCUGACCAGAACAUGAUUUCUGAGGAUCUACACAAAAUCGCAAAACUGCGGUUUGCCAUCACGGUUGCCUCUGAUGCCAUCAGGAUUGUACUGUCUGAAGCGGUCACAGUAGAGGCUGAAGAGUGCAGGCAUCUUCUGCGAAACCUGCAAGAGUUUUUGUCUAAGACUGGCAACUCGUGGAUACAGAUAUUUCUGCUACGCAACAUCUGUGAGACACAUGGAUAUAGCCUCGUCCAUCAGCUCGGACAGAGUGAAAAGUUUCAAUGGACUAUACCGAGUCAGGUGUUGAAAGAACAGCAGGACAUGUCUGCACAAUCAGUGGAUCAGUUCCAGAUGUAUGGGCAAAUGUAUGAGAAGAUUACUCUUGACUCAUUCAAAGCUCUAGAAGAACCUUCACAUGAGAUUGCACAGGAGUUUGAUGAAAACAUUCCAUGUUUCCGGGUGUGUAUGGCAUUAUCUGCUGUCAGGCAGGCCACACACAACACAUCCUCAACCAACAAUGCAGGCUCGCUGAUCUCCAAGAUGAGGGUGAAGUCAAACACAGACACCAGCUGGGGGCCGCUUGUGAAAAUCUGUGAAUCAAAGCUUGAGGAUUGCAGUCUGUCUCAGAUUGUUUUCCACACUGCGCUAGUAGCACAAGUUUCUACAGCACCAGUGAUGAAACUGCUGAACUCACUGUGCUUCAGCCCAGGAAAAUGCCAGGAUUUGUUCAUCCCAACUAUGCCUAACUCAACAAAUGAAAUAAAAGACUGGAUUAAAAACUGGGUUGAGGAAUCAAAGAAAUCAGGAGUUGCAGUAGACAAUGUGAAGAUAUGGGUGUGUGGGUGCGGGGAACCUGUUUUAAUUGGCAAUUGUGGGAGACCAUAUAUAAAAUCACAGUGUCCUAACUGUAGCCGUGAAGUUGGUGGUGAGAGACAUGUUCCAGUAGAAGGUUUCAGAGAGUUUGAUACUGCAACGGGCAGCGGAAGAGGUCACAACCUCGGUGAUCCUAAUAGUCGGAAGGAGCAGGAUGGAGAGAGGAGUCUUUAUGGUGCUCACCUUUACAUGGUGCGAGCUUUAAUACACUCCUCCAUGAUCUGGGGUACAACUGAACAUACUGAGGAGCUUCAGAAGCUCACUGAGAUGCCACAAGGAGCACAUGAUGUCAGGAAGCACCUCUUUGGCCACCUUCGGAAGGACAUUGAAUUGCUCGCCAAAGCUUUAGGAAAGAGUGAGCAGGAUGCUGAGAUGACUGUCCACUUGUUUCUGAAGUUCAUCUUGGAAAGUUCCUCUGAGCCAAACAGCCAUAUUCAAAUAACAGACAGUGAGGACAAACGGGAAGAAUGGGAGAAAGUCAUUCACCAAAGACUUCAGGACUUCUUUCAGAGUUUUGAGGCACAGUUAUCGGACGUGCAGAGUAAUAUUCUGAGAUCGGGUGGCAUGGAUACUUUGGCACAAAUGAUCUACAGUAAGGAGCCAGAGCUGAAGGACCUGCCCACCUCCGGAGUGUUCAACCUUCCACUGAUGUGGAGUUUCAAGCAGAGGAUGACCAUCCAACACUUUAGUCACUUAAUUGAGCAGAAAGAUGAAAGGAACAACGUUCGUCUUCUGGCAGAACUCCUGAAAAGUCACGCUGACAUUGGACACAUCAGAUAUCUCCCUCAAGUGCUGAGCCUUCAGCAGAAAAUGACGUGUUAUUUUGAGAAUCUGGAUCUGCGAGGUUACAGUGAUGUGCCCAUUAACACCUUCAGGAAGGAGAACGUGGCAGAUCAUGAUCUGCAGACCUUCAGUGAAAGUGCUGAAACUGUGAAGUUGUUAUGGAAAUAUCUAAAGUCAAUUAAUUACUCACAGAUACUAGCUGAGCUGAAGGAGAAAGACGAGAACGACUUGAUGAUUCUGGAUCUCCUGCCAACGGAGCGCUCUGUCACUCGGAUUAUAACAAAGUACCUCGUUCAGACGCAGAACAACUUCAUACAACUGACCGACCAUACAGCAGACAGGGUAAUCACUGCUAAUGAGCUCAAGCCUUCCCAUGUCAUCACCUGUGUUCCUGAGCAAGACUUCCUCACCAUUGCCAUUUCAAACAUCGACCACGUGGUGUACGAGGACGGGAAACAGAGCACCAACUAUAAUUUUAAAACUGUGGAGAGGCAGAUAAUAGAUCGAUUCUUCACAGAGAAACCCAUGAUUAAAGUCACUACGCUUCCACUGUUUGAAUAUGACACAGGAACCACGCUGCGUGCCUUUUUCAGCACAGUGCAGGACAAGCUGGAGCCCUUGAAAACCAACGACAGGAAUUGCAUCAUGAAUGAUUUCCGGUUUUUGAACGAGAUCUCCGCAGCUCUUUCUACUCUACGGAUCGUUAUUGGGUUUCUGAAGCUGUCGUUUCCUGCACCGGAGCAGAAGCUCAUGGUCUACCUGAAGAAAGACCUGAAACUGGACGACAGAGCGCAGACAUUGAACUUACAGGUGCUGAGAUCCAGCCAGGUGAAGCACAUUCAGUCUCUGUGGGAAACGUUAUCUCUGAGACAGUCAUCACUGCUCAUUGAGAUGAAUCAGAAUCCCUUUAUCAUGAUCGAGGAUCGCAGUUUUCAUGAGAUGUUCACAGAAGAUCAGAAGAAUGAAAAGAAGAAAAUUCUGGCAAGCGUCCCUAACUUGGAUGUUCUCAUCACCGAGCUUCACUACGUGAUCCUGAACAUCAAGCUCAAAGACGUUCGUCCAGACUGGACAAUUGAGGAAACAUUUGACGCCUUCCUGUACUGCGAUGAGAUCAACGAGAAGGCCAUCGAGUGUCUGAGUGAUCUUCAGGGGAUGGAGAUGAAAUAUGGCAUGGCUCUGUGGAAACUAGCAGUGCAGAUCAAGAAAGGGAUCAAAAACACCGAAUCUGUGUGAAGAGAAGCUGCAGGACGUGUGCAUCCAUUCAUAUUACAAAGCAUCUUUUCAUUUCUUUAAGUUUUAUUACAAUCAGAAUGUCUGAUCUUACACUGAAUCUCUAUUCCAUGCAUGUUAAAUGUCCAAGUUAUCAUUUAAACUAGAGCAGAAAUUAACAAACACAGUUCAUUUUAAUAAUAAUGGUAUUUGGUAUAUGGUAAUGAAUUUAGAAAACCUGCAUUAAUCCUUGAAAUGCCACCUUAGAGCGGGAAAAAUCUGAAUUUUCUUUUUAGCUGCCUAGUUUGUCUGGAGGAUUUAUUCUUUGAGGUUAAUCAUAAUAUUUUUUUAGAUUAAAGUCAUUUAUGUGGAGAUUUGGGAUUUUUGUUUCUUUUUGCGUUGCUGUCGUUGCUAAUAGGUUGAUUUCUGUUCUGAAUGUCUUUGAUUGGGUUUCUGUGAUUGCUAAACAAAUAAAAUUAUAACCAUCCAA
Ictalurus punctatus (channel catfish) is the source of this 14936-nucleotide messenger RNA. RefSeq names its product E3 ubiquitin-protein ligase rnf213-alpha. The record is from RefSeq and is a predicted model, not a curated record. The coding region runs from base 113 to 14470 and encodes 4785 amino acids. The transcript has 69 exons. NCBI's taxonomy places the organism in Eukaryota, Metazoa, Chordata, Actinopteri, Siluriformes, Ictaluridae. Gene Ontology annotation, molecular function: ubiquitin-protein transferase activity; ATP hydrolysis activity; ATP binding.